Messenger RNA from Oikopleura dioica, 1152 nucleotides. The record is from the annotation of a GenBank genome assembly. NCBI's taxonomy places the organism in Eukaryota, Metazoa, Chordata, Appendicularia, Copelata, Oikopleuridae.
AUGUAUGUUCCACGCGAUUACAGCGACGUGUUUACUUCUCUCAAGGACUUCGAAAUGUUCCUCAAACGGGCAAAAGACGAUAUUCUUGAUGAAUUGCAAAAUUUUAUUCAAUUUGCCGAAGAUGCACCAUGGACUGCCCGGCAGACUUGCCAAGAGCAUCGCUAUCAUCAUAUCGUGCAUUUCUUUAAAACUCUAAGUCAUGUUGCCCAUGACAGCUUCGAGAGUAGCCUCAGACUUGCUAAUAAGUUCACUCACAUUCAGGAAGCGCUUGACAAUUACGCAGAGAGGGCGGCAAAGGAACUACCUUAUGAAGAGCUGGAAGGAUUAGAUCUGAUGGACGAAAUAAGCCAAAACAUUUCUUACAACAACGCGGACUUCGAUGAGCUCAGUUCUUGGUACUACGACACUCACAAAUUCUACAAGCACAAACUUAUGAACGCGAAGAAUGAGCUCAAUCAGCUUGUCUUAAGUUUCGGAGUGGAGGAUAUUCGUGGGGAUGCGUUUAUUCAAGGCAUUCUGUUUACUAUUCGAUCAACUAUGGAAAAGUACAACAACAAUGUGCACCUGAUGAAGCUUGCAACCAAUGAAAUGGCAAAUGCUAGAAAUUGCGGGCCACAUGUGAUUGAAGAGCAAUACCGCGAGGAAGAGGACGAGCAAGUCGAGAAACUUGCAAAACUUAUCAAAGACCUCGGAAUGAUAAGAUACAACUUCAACAGGAAGAUUCCGUCUGAUUACGCCUCUCUGGAGGAUAUGCUGGCGAAAAUCGGAAAGGAAAAGCAGCAUUCGUUGGGAAGAGCUUCUCUGCACAUAAGAAUGAUUCCAGAGCAAAGUGAAGUAAUGAAGACAUCUGAGCUCUUCCGACAGAUCCUUACUCUUUCGACGGUGGACGAAUUCGUUCCGUCAGAUGUCGAAGGCAUUCGUGAAGAGUUUCCGGAAUACGUUAACAAUGGCCAUGUGUAUGCGAACCUUACACAGAUUUACGUGCCAAAAGCAGCCAAGUACAAGAAUAUGCUAAAAAGAGCAUUCUUUCUAUUCCGAAAAGCUAGAGCUCUGAUGAAGAAAACUUACGAAGAUAACGAUCGACUUUUUAAAGAGCAAGAUAAGAAAAGGGCUUGUAUCCACCAAUAUUUAAAGCAAAUUGCAUCGAAAUAG